Liolophura sinensis is the source of this 2915-nucleotide messenger RNA. Its product is annotated as mitotic spindle assembly checkpoint protein MAD2A-like. The record is from RefSeq and is a predicted model, not a curated record. NCBI's taxonomy places the organism in Eukaryota, Metazoa, Mollusca, Polyplacophora, Chitonida, Chitonidae. The coding region runs from base 17 to 631 and encodes 204 amino acids. Gene Ontology annotation, biological process: mitotic spindle assembly checkpoint signaling. Gene Ontology annotation, cellular component: cytoplasm; kinetochore; nucleoplasm. The transcript is spliced from 5 exons.
CGCUACUUCAAAAAAGAUGGCGGGUACGAAAGUAGCAUCCAAGAAUGCGAUAACUUUGAGAGGAUCGACAGAUAUUGUCGCAGAAUUCUUUGAAUAUGGGAUUAAUAGCAUUCUGUACCAGCGAGGAAUUUAUCCACCAGAGACAUUUACGAGAGAACAGAAAUAUGGCUUGACACUACUUGUGUCAACAGAUCAGGUGCUCAAGAAAUACUUGGCCGAAGUAUUAGGCCAUAUCAAAGAGUGGUUGUAUAAAAUGACCGUUAAGAAGCUUGUGGUCGUUAUCGCUAGUGUGGACACCAAUGAGGUUUUGGAAAGAUGGCAGUUUGAUGUGGAAUGUGAUAAAACAGUAACAGAGAACAGUGCACCAAGAGAGAAAUCUGAAAAAGACAUCAAAAAGGAGAUUUGUGAUGUGAUACGACAGAUAACAGCUACAGUUACAUUUUUACCCCUUCUGGAAGAGGCAUGUUCAUUUGACUUGCUAGUGUAUACAGAUAAAGACUUUGAUACUCCAGACUCAUGGGGAGAGUCUGGUCCUCAGUUUAUAGCCAACUCGCAAGAAGUUCGUCUGAGGUCCUUCACCACUACAAUACAUAAAGUAGAUGCCAUGGUGGCCUACAAGAAGGAUGACUAGGCAGUGCGGGACGAUACAGUGACUACUCUGGACAACCUCAGUAUUUAUGGCGGAAUUGUCAUCCACUUGGUUGCUGCACUGCAAGCUAGAUGGCAAAGUAGGUUUGCUCAAUCGACAGGAUGUCUAAAACAUUGCUGGUCAAUGGAUUCAUUGGUUACCUUGACUGCCUUUUUACCAUAUGUCGGUAUUGUUAUCCACCAGCUGGUGAAAGCAGUGUGCCUUGUUUGUCCAACGGCAUAUGAACAUUGAAAGUACGUGGCCUGGGUAGGCACUCAGUUACAUGUAAAUUGUCACCCUCAAGUUGUGCUGCAGGCUGCUCAGCAGUGUUCCUUGUUGUCCCAUGCUUGUACACACAAUUGACUACUAAACGUGCAUUUGCAAAGUGCACAUAAAUGAACUCCAGUGAUGUGUGAACUAGUGACAUCUAUUCUAGAAAAUAUUUCAUUGCUUUUUGUACAUACUAUAUUUAAUUAUGACUGAAUCAACCAAUUCUUUUUCCCAUCUCUACACGUUUCCACUGUCUUCUUUCAAACUUAACCACAUUUUCUGAGCUCCUUAAAUCAUGAUAUAAUAUUUUGCUGCAGUUAAGCAUGACUUAAAUAAACGAAGUAAAUAAGGAAAAAUAUUUGCAGAAAAUUUUGAACCAUAGUCAGGUCACUGUUUGGUGUAUUAUCUCUCUUGAAUAUUUUUUAAUCAUUACAAAUUUCAAAGAAAGUUAAAGAAAAAAUGGAAAGAGUAAAUGUAAAAUGUUAAUACAUGAAAACUUUUAAUCACAAUCUAUGCAAUACUUCUCGUUUUUACUGUAUUACCUAUAUUGCUGUCAUAUGUCUGCCACUAAUUGGUCCUAUUUCCCUAGAUUCACAUUUAUAUGCAUGUAUAGUUAUGUUAAAUAAUUAUUUUUAUAUGUUAGGAAGUCAUGUACAGGUUGAAAACGAAUUUAGCUAAUAUCAUAUUGUGAACUGACACAAUGCUGCAUUUUGUUAAGAUUUGAACUUAAAUUUCUUUGUCAUCUAAUUUGAUUGUUGUUCAGUCCCCUGCGCAAGAAUGUUUCACUAAUGUGAUGUGAUUUUCAUGGGUGGAGGAAACCAUUGUGCCUGGGGUAAACCAUCAACUUGUGGCAUUUUACUGACAAAGGUUCCCACAUGUAACACACAGAUACACACGCCAUACUGGUGGAAGACAAGUUGUCCAAGUGCAGUGUUAAUUUCUCUGCUCGUAAAACCCCUAACCAUGGAAUUAAUUCAUGUCUCUUGGAACCAGAACUCCCACUGUAUUUGCUAAUGUUGACCUUCCCCUCAAGAUAGCCGUGUAUCACUAUACCUAGCUGUAUACAACUGUUGCCCAUGAACAUAAGCUGGAAAAGUGGCCAGCAUGGCGCAAUGACCCAGUAUCCUCUCAUCAAUGUGAUUGUUGUGAGUUCAAGUCCAGCCCUUGCUGGUUUCCUCUUCGGCCUUACAUGGGAAGGUUUUCCAGCAGCCUGCAGAUGGUCGUGGCUUUCACCCAGGCUCCUCUUGGUUUCCUCCCACCAUCGUAUAAGUGAAAUAUUCUUGAGUACGGCGUAAAAGGCCAAUCAAACAAAUAAAGAAAACUGGAUAACGGGUAGCUUGUGGCUCCACCAUGUACUCUGCUUGGUUCAGCAGCUGGUAAUGGUAAACGCCGUUGUAUAUUCUAUAAAUGUAAAAUAAUCUUGAGCUUGAUUACUCUCUUCAAAAGUGAGAAGAUCCAAACCAGUCAACUAUAUAAAUACAUGUACUUACAUUUAUGAGAUGAUCCAAUACAAUGAAGUAUAUAAAUACAAAACAUGUAACAAAAAAUAUCUGCAGAAAUGAAUGCAAACGUUUUAUUUCCAUACGUCUUAAGAGUUUACAUGGCUUCACGUUCCAUGAGUGUCCUCCCGAGUUCUGAAAUGUUUCCCGCCAGUCUUGGGCCAGCAUACCUAACGUACUGCUUUGUUUAGGGUAGCCUAAUUGCCUGCACUUACAGUAUCACCUACGUAAUCUUAUCACGACUUAUGCAUAGACUCGACCCUGUCACCUAAAUAUACACAGGGAGUAUACUGAAGUGCGACAUUACUCUAACUUACCCGUCCGGUCUUGAUGAAAGUUUCCCGGGGCCACUCCACACGGUCCAGGCGGACGGUGGUUACACGAUCCACACCGCCCUUCCAAGCAGCAUCGAGUGGCCCCAGGUAGCAGAGCCGAACCCCAAGCACUGAUUUCAGUGAUAGCGGGGCCGCAGCCGGCAAAGCUUCCCACGGGCCGGGAGGGUCCCGGGACACAAACGC